UCCCAAGCCGGCCGGGGGCGGGCCGGGGCGGGGCCUCCUGCGGUGACGUCACGCCUGGCUGGCGGCUCAGGGGGCAGAGGCCGCGGAGGGGCCUUGCGGCGUGGUCACCGCCGGGCUGCCGCACCGUCGCGCUCCCAGACCGAGGGAGGAGGUGGCGCGGCCGCGGCCAUGGAGCCCCUGCUAACCCUGCUCCUCGUGGCCCUGGUGGGCCUUCCUCUGGCCCAGGCUCUGGACUGCCACGUGUGCGCCUACAACGGAGAGAACUGCUUCAAACCCAUGCGCUGCCCGGCCAUGGUCACCUACUGCAUGACCACGCGCACUUACUACACGCCGACCAGGAUGAAGGUGAGCAAGUCGUGCGUGCCCAGCUGCUUCGAGACCGUGUACGACGGCUACUCCAAGCACGCCUCCACCACGUCCUGCUGCCAGUACGACCUCUGUAACAGCGCUGGCCUUGCCGUCCCCGGGGCCCUGGCCCUGGCCCCCAUCCUCCUGGCUACCCUCUGGGGUCUGCUCUGAAUCCCUGCCCCCCACCGAAACCUGCUCGAGGACCGAGUUCUGAGGGGCCCAGCCCUGCCUUUCCACCCUGCAUCCCCCACCCACCGUGUGCCCCCCCAGCCACGCCCAGGACUGUCUGCUUGAGGACUCGGUGCCCGCUGCCUGGGCCCUCGCUCCCAGACCAUGACUUCCAUUCUCACGAGGUUGAUGUGGGACCAGGCCUUGGUGGGGGAGCUCGCCCCUCCUCUGCCCAAGGAAGGGGGUGUCUGGCAAAGUGUGCUGCUCCUCCUGGGCCCUCAGUUGGCUGAGGGACACUGAUUUGAGGGGAGACUUGGCCACCUUCCUGGAAGCUGCCACCGUCUGCCCAGUAAGUGUGUGGAGGCUCAGGGGACAGUGGGGACCCGGGAUGGGUGGGGCGACCCGGGAAGAAGGGCUCUGGAGGCUCCCAAGGGCUGUCUCUCUGGGCACGUGAGCUGUCCAGGUAGCAGUGCCAGGAAGCCCCGUGUAGCCAGGCGGCCCUCGGGGCAGGGGGUGGGCUCGUCCUGAAGAGACCCCUCAGGCCCCCAGCCCCAGAAGCCUGGUAAGAGGUUCUUCCCUCCCUCUUGCUCUGCCAGGCUCUCUCCUCAUGCCCCAUCCUGGCCUGAGGCUGCAGGGGGGAGGGGCAGGGCCGAGAGGCUAUAUUUGGUGGAGCCUGAGAGCUGACCCCAGGGCUAUUUUUAGCAGGGAGCUGCUGGGGCCAAACAACUUGGUCUUCAGCCCUGGCCUGCCCCCUAACAGAGGGGGUGAGCUGAGGGGGUGAGCUGCAGCGGGCAUCCCAGUCGGCCUGGGGUGAGGGGGGAGUUGGGGGGAAGUCUUGAGAAGAAGAGAGGGAGGAGGUGUGGGGUGGAGGCUGGGGGAGGCAGAGUCCGGGAUUCAGAUGAUCCGGACCCUCUUCCCUCUGACUCUGCCCUAGGAGAGAAAGAAGUGCACCCCGGGCUGCAGGGCAUGGUCUCCAAGUGCCCCCAACCCAGUGGGGUAUUGGGGACCCUCGGGGGCUCAAGAAUUGGCAUUAUUUAAAGGGCACCCUGCCUAGGUGAACCCCAUCCCUGGCCUGGUUCAGGAAACAAGGGUCACCCAGCAACGACCAUCCUGGAUAAGGGUGGCCCAGGAAGCACGGCCCUCCUUCCAGGGAGCCAGGCUGGGCACAUGCAACACCAUGCCUCCAGCCACACAGUGCCUGCGGCGUCCUCACCUGACCAGUGUCCCCAGCUCAGUGUCUCUGGAGGGGCCCAGGAGUCCCUUCAAAGCUGGCCGGGCCCAGGUCUGCCGGAUUGUGACAAACGCCUAUGUGGUGAGAUUGACCCUGGAGCUUAGAAGCCCUUGGCCCUGAACCAUGGCCCUGGUCAGGGAGCCUGUGCUAGAGAUCGGUCUGGAGAGCCUCCCGCUGUGACUCCAGAUCUCAAGGGAUCAGGAUACCCCAGGAGAGCCUGGGCGCACCCGGGGAGGGGUCCUUGGGCAGAUCUGGUUGGACCUCCCAGAAGGUCUGGGAAGAUGGGCCCCAUCCUGGGCCGUGAGGCAGGAAAGAGCCGCACCGCAAGGAGUGUGAGGUCAAGAGCUCAGCCCCCACAGGACACCUGGGGUCUCCUCUCCCGAGGACCAAUCCUGUGUGAGCCCUUCCCUGGGGGAGGCUGGGAGCAAGCCAAAGCCCGGCCCUGAGCCCCCACAGAUCCAGGAGCGGUCAGCCUCCGGGGAGUAACCACACUCCCCCCACAGAGCCGGCUGGAGGGCCAGCACGGGCCUCUGGAUGUGGAAGGAGUGGAUGUGGGCCUCCAGCACUAGCCGCCCUUGACCUCCUGACUCAGUGGGAGAGGCUUAGGAGCUGUUGUUAGAUGGCUUGUGUAAGACCUUUGUCCUGGGUCAGCUGGCAUCUAGGCCAGAGCUGGGAGGGGCACAGGAUGGGUCCACCCUCCCCUCCAUUACAGUGGGCAUGGAGUGAGAGCCCAGUGUGGCCGCUGUGAGCUCUGGGGCCGUUGAGAGCAGUGAUCCAGGGAGCCCGGCUUGCCACCGUACGGGGUGCUGGUACCUGCCUUCUGCACCCAGCUGCCCGUCCUCCACCGUGACCCGGUCCAAGCCCAGCACCCACAACACUGCACCAGGACCCCCAGGACCAUGCCACCGCCACACCCCACCCCAGCCCCACAGACAGGGCUCCGCCUGGCCCGGCUGUCUUUGAAACCCAGCACAAAGCCCCCGAAAGGCCCUCAACCAAUACUGGGCCAGGCCUCACUGGUGAGGACGGUAACCCACAUCUGUCUGGUGCCCCUGUGGUCAUGGCCCUGAGCACCCCACGCCCACCCUGCAAGGUGGAAGCCAUUAUCGCGCCCCCUUUACAGAGGAGGAAGCUGAGGCACAGAGCCGUGACGUGGUUGCCUGUCUGGCAGGCUGGCCGGCCACCUCACCCCACCCCCACAGGCCUGCCCCACGUGUGCUGUCUUCUCCCGGCAGCCGGGAGCCUGAGAAGGUGAAGCCCAGGAGGUGGGUUCAUGAACUUAAAACAGUCUCAGCCCAGGGGAAAUCACAAGAGCUUAGGGCAGGAAAGCUUCGAAGGGGAAAAUGGGACCAGAGACCUGAGAUGCCGUGAGGACCAGCGGCAGGCGUCUGGCCCGAUGUCAGUGUCCCAGGCCGUGGGCUGGGGUCGCCGAGGGAGGAGGGCGCAGGGGUGCCAGCACAGCAGGGGCAUCUCCCCACGGGGAUCCUUCCAACAGAACGAGCACCCCUGGAUGUGAAUAGAUGCCGGGGCUCCUCCAAGGUCUUUGUGGCAUCUCGAAGCGGCCUGAGUGUCCCUCGGGCCGGCUGUGCUGUACCGCCUCCUGUGGGUGCUGUUUGGAACCUUGUCCGUGGGGCACAGCGCAGAAGCGGGGGCUGUGGGCGCUCACCUGGGGGCACAGGGUGCCGAGCAGCGUGUGCGGUCCGGCCCCGGUGCCCAGAGCCGGCGUCAGGAAGGUGUGUCCAGGGCUGCAGUGCCUGCUGCGGGGUGGGGGGGAGCUGGGGGGGCUGCACCAACCCUCUCACCUCCUUUCCAGCGGCUCGUUUGUUUGAUGAACAUGUAGUUGUUCCCGCUUCUAGACCUCUGAAAGGCUGCAGAGAAAGGGGGGGCCUCUUUCUCGUGUCCCCUCUUCAGUGCGUUCCGUUAGCUCCUACCACUGAACUUGCCUGGAGUUCAUCGUUCACAUCUCUGAGCCUCAGUUGUCUCACCGAUAAAAUGGGAACAAUCAUUCCUACCAAGUGGAGGCCUCGCGAGGAUUAACCAGGCCGUGGGUGUGAGUGCCCAGCACACAGGACGCCUCAGAUGCAUGGACUGAUGGGGGCGCCCCUUCUCUUCAUCGCACUUCCCAGGGCAGUGUCACUGCCAGCAGUUAAUGCUAACCACCAGCCCUGACCCUGACCCUGACCCUGACCCUGACCCAAACCGGCAUGAGCAUCCGCCUUCCGGCCAGAGCUCCCUUUUCCGCUUACACCCCAACCCUCAGAGAGGUCCCCUCGGUAUCUCAUGGGAUGAGUGAAUAAAUGUGUCUGCCCUGC
Hyaena hyaena (striped hyena) is the source of this 4059-nucleotide messenger RNA. It is a transcript of the gene LYNX1, whose product is annotated as Ly6/neurotoxin 1. NCBI's taxonomy places the organism in Eukaryota, Metazoa, Chordata, Mammalia, Carnivora, Hyaenidae. The record is from RefSeq and is a predicted model, not a curated record. The transcript is spliced from 4 exons. Bases 169 to 519 code for a protein of 116 amino acids.